GGGCACUCCAGGUCACGGAGGUCGCCCACAGCCACCUGGAACUGCCAUACCAGCCGGCCCGCGCCGGCGACGCGCUCCCCCACCUACCCGUCGACGCCAUGCAAGCACCUCGACACCGCCAUCUUCUGUGCCAGGCAGCUCAGCGCGUCCCACGACGGGUCCGGCACUCUCCGGCCACGUCUUCUCGCUCUGCACAGCGCGCAUCGGCCUCCAGGAUUCCGCGCCGCUGACGUGGUAGAGGUGGGCAGGCCACCACGCCGACGCCGCCGACCACGCCGCCAUGGCGCUGCAGAGGCUACAGUCCGCCUGGUUGCACGGCGUGGCGGGCAGCGACGCCGUCUUCGUCAUGCUCAAGAUGGCCCCAUUCCGGAUGUCCGGUGUCGGUCUGCUCGGACUAGCAGGACCACACGCGGCCUACCAGCUCCUGGACCACCACUACGAGCACAGCCUCGCCAUGGCGCUCCGCGUGGCCGUGGCCCAUGCAGGGCUGACUGUGGUUCCGCCGCAAGGUUCCCGCUCUGGGACGCCUGGGGACACGCGGCCGAGCAGCUCCUGCGCCGCGUCGCCGACGACCUGGCCAUGGCGCAGGCCGCGCUGGAGCACAUGCGCCGCGCCGUCAUCGCCCAGUUCUUCGAAGCAUGCGGAUGCUUCAGCGUCGCGUCGCAUCCUGAUUCCUGAAGCAGCGCCAACUCCAUCACCAGUCUCUCUUCGAUCUGUUUCUCUUCAUCGGUAUGAUAUUAUGUGAUCCCUACAGGAAUUCGACUUCUUCCCCGAUCUACGGCUUUCCUCCAUCGAUCAAAGUCCACCAAAGUUCAGAAUUCGCGCGUGAUAUACUCCUAGGUUUUGUAAAAA
Lolium perenne is the source of this 852-nucleotide messenger RNA. The record is from RefSeq and is a predicted model, not a curated record. Lineage: Eukaryota; Viridiplantae; Streptophyta; Magnoliopsida; Poales; Poaceae.